This is a messenger RNA of Plasmopara halstedii, 150 nucleotides long. RefSeq lists its product as uncharacterized. The record is from RefSeq and is a predicted model, not a curated record. The transcript is spliced from 2 exons. NCBI's taxonomy places the organism in Eukaryota, Oomycota, Peronosporomycetes, Peronosporales, Peronosporaceae. The coding region runs from base 1 to 150 and encodes 49 amino acids.
AUGAGAAAACAAAGACAACAACCAAACGAUGAUCGAGAUAUGAAAUCUCUCUUUGACCGAGUCAAUUUUUCCGCUAAAAGCGCUUUUCAACUUACGUAUAAGGCCAAACUAUUUUGUCUAUUGCUAGGCAGCCCAAAUCAGCGCUGUUAA